This is a messenger RNA of Clupea harengus (Atlantic herring), 2301 nucleotides long. RefSeq names its product cytochrome P450 2K1-like. Gene Ontology annotation, biological process: xenobiotic metabolic process. Gene Ontology annotation, molecular function: heme binding; iron ion binding; oxidoreductase activity, acting on paired donors, with incorporation or reduction of molecular oxygen, reduced flavin or flavoprotein as one donor, and incorporation of one atom of oxygen. The record is from RefSeq and is a predicted model, not a curated record. The coding region runs from base 398 to 1912 and encodes 504 amino acids. Lineage: Eukaryota; Metazoa; Chordata; Actinopteri; Clupeiformes; Clupeidae. The transcript is spliced from 10 exons. Gene Ontology annotation, cellular component: cytoplasm; intracellular membrane-bounded organelle.
ACCAGGAUUUCCUAACGGAACAGGGCGAGAAACGAAAUAGGUGAAUUAAUGUGUUAAACGAUCUAGCAGACGAAGUUGUUUUCGUUAUGAAAAAAUCAUGAUGUCAUUCUCAUGUUCGACUUUUGUAUAGGCUGAUUUUAAACUCCACCUCCAGACUUUCACCCCUAAAAACUAUUUAGUCAGCCAUCACCUUAUUCUUCACCGCAACCGCACAUUUCAGUUGGUGAAGGGCACACAGAAUGACACAUAUUUCCAAAGUGAAGAAGCAAAGGAAAUAUUUUCGCCGUGAGUGGAGCCAACUGUUUAUUGGAAACUCAGAACUCGUUAUCUUCGACAAACAGUAGGUCAUCUGAGGUUCUGUAGACAGUCGUUUGUGAAGCUCUACUGGGACCUCCACAUGGCUUUACUGGAGGGACUUCUCCAGGCCCCCGGCUCAUUCACUCUGCUGGUUGCGGUGCUGUUGUUGCUGCUUGUCUGGCUUUACUCCUCCGGUGUCAGCAACCCAGAGAAAGGGAAGGAACCUCCAGGACCCAGACCACUGCCCAUCCUGGGUAACCUGCUGAUGCUGGAUCUGAAGAGACCCUACAUGACACUUUGUGAGCUCUCCAAGAAGUAUGGGUCUGUCUUUACCGUUUACUUUGGUCCUAAGAAAGUGGUCGUCUUAACAGGAUACAAGACUGUUAAGCAAGCGCUUGUGAACCAUGCAGAGGAGUUUGGGGAGAGAGAUAUCACCCCUUUAUUUCAUGAUCUCAACAAAGGACACGGGAUCCUGUUUGCCAAUGGAGAGAGCUGGAAGGAGAUGAGGCGUUUUGCCCUCAUAAAUAUGCGGGACUUUGGGAUGGGCAAGAGAGGGAGUGAGGAAAAGAUUCUAGAAGAGACUCAACGCCUUAUAGAGGUGUUUGAAAAAUUCGAAGGCGAACCCUUUGACACGACGCAGCCGGUGAACUACGCCGUCUCCAAUAUCAUCAGUGCUAUUGUGUACGGCAACAGAUUUGAUUACGAUGACCCCAAGUUUAAGGCCAUGGUCAAACGGGCCAAUGAAAACAUUCAGCUUACUGGCUCUCCGUCAGUUCAGCUCUACAACAUGUUCCCCUGGUUAAAACCCUGGGUGAAGAACUUGAAGCAAAUGUUGAAGAACUCUGAGGUGCACGUUAAGGAGAUGAAGAGGAUUAUCAACGGCCUCCAAGAGACACUGAACCCUCAGGAGCUGCGUGGCUUUGUGGACUCGUUCCUCGUCCGCAAGCAGAGUGCCGAGGAAUCUGGCCAAAAAGAGUCCCUGUUCCACGAGAAGAACCUGAUAUGCUGCGUGACCAACCUGUUUGCAGCCGGCACAGACACCUCUGGGACCACACUGCGCUGGGCACUGCUGCUGAUGGCCAAGUACCCCCAUGUUCAGGACAGAGUCCAUGAGGAGAUUGACAGGGUGAUUGGUGGACGACAGCCUGCAGUUGGGGACAGGAAAAGCCUGCCCUACACUGACGCAGUGAUCCACGAGAUCCAGAGAGUAGCCAACAUUGUGCCUUUAAGCCUUCCCCACACUACCAGCUGUGAUGCUUAUUUCCAGGACUUCUUCAUCAAAAAGGGCACCGCUGUGAUUCCUCUGCUCACCUCAGUCCUGAGAGACGAAUCUGAAUGGGAGCAGCCUUACAUGUUCCACCCGGAACACUUCCUGGAUGACCAGGGGCAGUUUGUCAAGAGAGACGCUUUUCUGGCAUUCUCUGCAGGGCGCAGGGCGUGUCUGGGCGAGGGUCUGGCCAGGAUGGAACUCUUCCUCUUCUUCGCCGCUCUUCUCCAACGCUUCCGUUACACUCCUCCUCCUGGCGUCUCUGAGGACGAGCUGGACCUCACACCAGCGGUGGGGCUCACUCUCAACCCCUCCCCCCACAAACUGUGUGCAGUUAGGAGGUCUUGAGGUCACAUGCUUCAACUACAGGAGGUGGCAAGAACAAGCUAUAUUGACAUGCACAGCAUAGCAGAAUUCAUGUUAGCUACAUUGAUAAAAAUGUCCACAACAUUUCUUUAAUAGUGAUAUACUUGCUGUGAAUUUCGUUAUGGUGAGAAUGCAGAUCAGAAAUGUAUUGUUCUGAAUAAAACUAUUAAGUUCUGAUAUCCUCAGAAAAGAAUCAUAAUGUGAGACCUGCCUUGCAUUAAUUCACUUUAUUGGUUCUUCACAAAGACUAGAUUGUUUUAGUUAGUUCUGAACCUCUAUAUUUGGAAUUAAGAACAUGUUAGCUGUAUUCUUGAAUCUCCUGCUCUGUAUAUGAGAAUCAAACACUGCAUUAAAGGUUUGAUCUUUUGUAA